Messenger RNA from Tripterygium wilfordii, 1133 nucleotides. RefSeq names its product protein SOB FIVE-LIKE 6-like. The coding region runs from base 280 to 870 and encodes 196 amino acids. Lineage: Eukaryota; Viridiplantae; Streptophyta; Magnoliopsida; Celastrales; Celastraceae. The transcript has 4 exons. The record is from RefSeq and is a predicted model, not a curated record. Gene Ontology annotation, biological process: cytokinin biosynthetic process.
UUCAUCCACUAUAACCCACACAACUGGCAAUUCAUUCAUUUGUGAUUCAUUCACAUAACAUAAACAUAAAAGAGAGUGAGUCAGGACAAAACCAGUCUAGGAUUUGAGUCCGAUUCUCUUUUGGUUUUUUCUACAAACACCUUCCCUACAAUCCUUAGCUACUUAGUUGUAACUACCAUAAAUAGAGGCACAUCACCAUUUCACCUUCCCCUACUAUUAAUUACCUCUCUUGCUCAUAAAACCCCCCCACUCUACUGGCCUUGAUAGUAAACUAAAAUCAUGAAUGUGUUGGCCUCAGAAUGCAGUAGUGGUGAAUCUGGUUGGACUUUCUACUUGGAACAAUCUUUUCUUUCUCCAAAUAAUCAAUUUGUUGAUGCCAAGAGUGGGUUUUGUCAUGAUUUUGAUGACCAACAAAGAGGCAGGAGGAACAGGCUGUGUGUAGAAGGAGCAGCAGAGGAGGAGGAGGAGGAGGACUUGUCUAUGGUCUCUGAUGCAUCUUCUGGGCCACCUCAUGUUAAUGAAGAUGAUAGUGGGUGCUUCUAUAAUUCAUUUAAAGCUCCUACAUUGUCCAGUAAUGGUGGGAAAAAGAAGCAGAAAAUGAAGGAACGACGACGUAUUGACCACAAUCAAGAACCACCUUCUUCUUAUAAUCUUGAUGAUACUGCUAGUUCUCCUGCAUUCAACUUCUCCAAGAGCAAUUUUGGUGUCACAAACAACAAUCAAGCUUCAAUGGAGAGUGUCUUGGACUACUCACAAGGGUUUUCAGCAACUCAUUUUGAGGGGAGAUCUGCAUACCAAGACCACCAGUAUGGUUUCACAAAUCCUUCUUGGUCUGGAAACCAACUUCAUCACAAUAACCAGUGGUUUUGAAUUCCACCAGCUCCUGCAGUUGUUCAAGUAAAGAAGGUAAGUAGAUCUCAAAAUAGGAUUCUAUUCCCUUUUCUUUUCUUUUCUUUUCUUUUUUCUUUCUUGGUUUUCCUUCUCCUGUCAAUUUAGUGGGAAACAACAACCUGAGAAGAAAGGGAAAAAAAAAAGUUGGUAAUAAAUUCCUUGUUUCUGUCAAAAUUAAUUUCUCUUGCUGCUAAUGAAAAGUGGCAGAAACAAAGGCAGCUCUCUCUCUCACUAUAUGUGCA